This is a messenger RNA of Cololabis saira (Pacific saury), 918 nucleotides long. Its product is annotated as GDNF family receptor alpha-2-like. Gene Ontology annotation, cellular component: signaling receptor complex; external side of plasma membrane. NCBI's taxonomy places the organism in Eukaryota, Metazoa, Chordata, Actinopteri, Beloniformes, Belonidae. Gene Ontology annotation, biological process: nervous system development. The transcript is spliced from 3 exons. Bases 469 to 918 code for a protein of 149 amino acids. Gene Ontology annotation, molecular function: signaling receptor activity. The record is from RefSeq and is a predicted model, not a curated record.
AACAUCGUGGCAGUAUCAGGGACAUUUUCCUGCGGGGGUCGCACGCACCGGGUUCCCGUGGGUGACUCGCAAAAGACGGACGAUUGGGAUAUCCACCAGGAGACGCGCGUGCCAACACGCACCGGGCAGGUUUCGGCGUGGACGGAGUCUUUUUGAGUGUCCACGCACAGAUACCGCGUCUCCCACUCCCACCGACCCCCCGCUGACACUGUCACCGUGGAGAGUCCCGCUCCCGUGGAUCACCCGCGGUCACUCCGACACACGCGCCCCCUCACUGGAGCAUGCGGUCCGUGACGGACUGUGUCGGUAUUUCCAGGCGGGUCUGACCGAGGACGGGGUUCGGCUCGGUGCGGCUCAGCUCGACUCCACCAUGUCGGUGGGGAGUCAGUGAAAGACACCUAAACGAAGAGAAGAGAGGGCGAGCGUGACACCGACCCCACUCCCAGUCCCCCCCUCCAAUUCUCCAUCAUGACCUGUGGGAUUCCAGCGGGGCGCGACAUGAUCCUGAUUAACGUCCUCUCUCUGCUGCUUCUGCUGGAUGUGUUGGUGUGUGACCCGGAGCUGGAUCCCCCCAGCUGGAGGGAGCCUCUGGACUGCGUCCGAGCCUCUGAACUGUGCAACCAGAACAGCCAGUGCAGCUCACGCUACCGGAUCAUGCGCCAAUGCCUGUCCGGCGGGGACAAGGAGCGCAGCGCCAUGCUGGCCUCCAAGGAGUGCCAAGGGGCGCUGGAGGUGCUGCAGGACUCGCCACUCUAUGACUGCCGCUGCAAGAGAGGCAUGAAGAAGGAGCUGCAGUGCCUUCAGAACUACUGGAGCAUCCACAUGGGCCUGAGCGAGGAGUCUGGGUUUUACAAGAAGGUGAAGAUAAAGCAGUUUGAGACGGUUUCACCUUGGGUCCUGACGACUAAUUCAGCUUAA